AAUGCAUUCGACUGCUCUCCCAGUGUGACAAAGCCUUGGACUUGUGUCAGAAAUCUGUUGAAAUCUGUUUCUCAGUGGAAAACAAAGAGCCAUCAGGCGGCCGCAGCACUGAUGUGUAAUCAGCACAGCUCAAGGCAAGAAAAUAAGGAUGUAACAAUGCCCUCUUAAUGAAAAUGACAGUCUCAUGGACACAUGGAGAAUUGUGAUUUUGGAUAUGAUUGCUGAGGGAAGGGUUGGAGACUCGAUGAGAAAGUUAGACUCCACUCUGACUUUUUAUUUAUGAGUGUAACAGACACAAUUGUUUGAUUGUGGUUCAUGGUGCUGUCCAUGGUGCUGAAAAAAAGGAGUCCAGCCAGAAGGGUUUGAACAAGGCGGGUGUGCGCAUGUGCCCCCCAGAACUUCCAAAUGAAUAUUGCCUCCCAUGACUUGGCAUGAACCAGCCCUCCAUCCUCUCCUCCAGACCCUCCUCUGUAGCACCAGCAUGGCUACCUGUCCCCCCCUCCCGCAGACUCCACUGCAGCCAGAGCACUCUUUCAUGGGGAGGCGCUCACGCAUGACUGUCUCCCGCUGCGAUGGUGCGCUCGCUUGUCCGAUCUUAUGAAGACAUGAAACGCUCAACCUGAUUAUCUGCUGCUGCGCGCGCGGAUGGGGGCAUGCGCCUGUGCGCGCCACGACUUAAUGCCACAUUAAUUUGGUGCCUCGAAUGAUUAUCAUUAUUAUUAUUUUAAUCAAUUUGUUUUAAACAUCUUUAAAUCCACGAGAGUCCAGCACCUUUACGCCCCCGGAGGCUUACAUGCGUUUACACCCGUUUAAAUGGCAUUUGCUGCAGUUUAUUUCAUUAGAGGGGGGUUUGCUGGCGCAACAAGAACACUUUCCAUGUGGAGAGAAAAUAAAGGAAUGCCAGCCCUCCUUCUUUCUCUCAUUUUCCCCCCGUCUCUCCAACACUCACUUUGGCUGAGAUUUCACGCGCUAAAUGAGAUUUUGACUGACCAAAAAAGUAGGAUUCUGAUCCGGAUCUGAAUUCUUGACACUUCAAAGCAAGAAAAGAGGGAUUUUUUUCUUUCGUUUUAAAUUUUUUUAAAGCUUCAGAUUUCCUAAAGAGAUGUCCGGCUGAUCCAUUUUUGGCUGCAUGCGGAGCCGGGCUUCACAGAUGCGCCGCCUUAUUCCACAGAGAGGUGUAGUCUGGGCGCGUGAUGGAGUGAAGACGAUCCUCACGUGGAAAUUGUUUUGUUAAAGCCUGCAGGGAAUUAUUGGUUUGCUUGUUUUUUGUAAAGAUACCCCGCGUUUUUUAAUGGAUAAAGCGUCUGGAAACAUCAAGUUGCGCACCGAUGAAGCUGCCGACAAAAAUCUGAGAAGAUGUGAGCAUGCAUGCCAACAUUUCCUGGGACCUGAGAGAGCGUCGUCGGUGCGUUAGAGGAUGCUGGGUCUGAUGGGUUAUUUUUUCCUCCCAAAUUCCUCUGCGCAGCGGCUCCGUAUGUACUGUUUCCACACUCCUCUCCGAAUAAAAGUUGACGCGUGAGAGAUGCGCAAGAUUUGUGGGGCUUUGAGGCUCCGUCUUUGCGCGCUGGAGAUGUGAAUCCAGCAAGUGCGCACCAGCAGAGGCUUCCAUCGAAUCGCAAAGCCCCCCCGCCCGUGUUCUGUUGCUCUGUCUGGGGAGGAACUUGGCUUUUCACCGCAGCACCACUAAAACGAUUUUGUUUAUUUGUUUUUGGUUUUUUUUUUUUGGCUUCGCCCCCCUCAUCGAAAUGCCUCCAUGAGCGCAGAUUCCGUAAAUGCCAUUUGGAUACUGAUUCUCCAUGGUGUUGGGGGGCCAAGUGCGUGAAGGGAGGAUAAACGGCGGCUGUUUCGUUCUGUAAAUCGUGGACACACCUUUUUUGAUGCCAGUCAAGAUAUCAACGGCGUUGCCAUGACGAGCGAGGACGGUCCUGUGCCGCUGGGAUGCAUUUCCCCAGCAGGGCCAGGGCAGAUUGAGGAGUACGGCUCGGCUCAGGCUGAUGACAUCAUUGAGGAAGUGGGUCCUGGUGAUGAUGUCAGCACCGUCAGUGACUUAAGCACCCUGGUGGUGCCGUACCCUGAGCUGGCGCCUGUCGUCUUCUUCUGCCUUAAGCAGACCACCUGUCCUCGCAACUGGUGCAUCCGUAUGGUCUCCAGCCCGUGGUUCGAGAGGAUUAGCAUCAUGGUGAUCCUGCUCAACUGCGUGACGUUGGGCAUGUACCAGCCCUGCGAGAACAUCGACUGCACCUCGGACCGCUGCCAGAUCCUGCAGGCCUUCGAUGCAUUCAUCUACAUCUUCUUUGCGUUGGAGAUGGUAAUAAAAAUGGUGGCUCUUGGGAUUUUUGGCCGUCGCUGCUACCUGGGAGACACGUGGAACAGGCUAGACUUCUUCAUUGUCAUGGCAGGGAUGGUGGAGUACUCACUGGACCUGCAGAACAUCAAUCUGUCAGCCAUUCGGACGGUGCGGGUUCUUCGGCCACUGAAAGCCAUCAACAGAGUACCAAGUAUGCGGAUCCUGGUGAACCUGCUGCUGGAUACUCUACCCAUGCUGGGCAAUGUGCUGCUGCUCUGCUUUUUUGUUUUCUUCAUCUUCGGCAUCAUCGGCGUGCAGCUGUGGGCGGGGCUACUGAGGAACCGUUGCUACCCUGAGGAGAACUUUACCCUCCCUUCAGGCAUGACCCUGCCAAAUCCGUACUAUCAGCCAGAAGAGGAUGACGAGCGCCCCUUCAUCUGCUCCUUGGCCUCUGAUAAUGGUAUCAUGUCAUGCACUGACGUGCCAGCGAGGCGCGAAGGAGGACGAAUAUGCUGCCUGGAUAAGGAGGACGCUCUGCACAGACAGGCUCUGGGUUUGAGUCCCGAGCCCCUGAAUAAUGGCAGCGGUGCCGGUGAAGCCUUAGGUCUGUGCAUCAAUUGGAACCAAUACUACACCCGGUGCCACACUGGCAACACUAACCCGCACAAAGGAGCCAUCAAUUUUGACAACAUUGUUUAUGCCUGGAUAGUCAUUUUCCAGGUGAUCACUCUGGAGGGCUGGGUGGAAAUUAUGUAUUAUGUGAUGGACGCUCAUUCUUUCUACAACUUCAUCUACUUCAUAUUACUCAUCAUUAUCGGCUCAUUUUUCAUGAUCAACCUGUGCCUGGUGGUCAUCGCUACCCAGUUCUCGGAGACCAAACAGCGGGAACACCAGCUAAUGCAGGAACAAAGGGCGCAGUGCCUCUCCUCCUCCACCCUGGCCAGCAUGGCCGAGCCGGGAGACUGCUACGAGGAGAUCUUCCAACUGGUUUGUCAUGUCCUCCGCAAAGCUAAGAGGAGAUCAGCGGCUCUCUACUACACGCUGAGGGGCAAGACCCCUCCAGCUGGUGGAGGCAGGGGGAACAGGAGGGUUGGGGGGAACGCGAACGGAGAUCAACAUCACUUGAAGCAUCCAAGAUCACCUAAAUGUCAGCACCACAGCAAGCAGGACCCCCGCUCACAGGCCAACUCCAUCAGUCUGUCUGUCCCACAGAACCCCGACGACUGCCCCGUGUGUGCACUGUCACUUAAAGAAGGCACGCGGGACGUGGGGGACUCGGCCAAUGACGAAGAAAAUGAAGAUGACGCCGUCAACGAAACAGACAAAGAGGAAAACCACCUGGAGGAGAAGGGAGACAAGGGGAAGAGGCCGAGGAGGACAUGCUUUGGUUGCUGCAGAGAUCUCUGGAGCAGCACGAGGAAAAAGCUUUGGGGCAUCGUGGAGAGCAAGUACUUCAGCAGGGGGAUCAUGAUCGCCAUCCUCAUUAACACCAUCAGCAUGGGCAUCGAGCAUCAUAACCAGCCUGAUGAGCUGACAAACGUCCUGGAGAUCUGCAACAUCGUCUUCACCAGCAUGUUCACCCUGGAGAUGAUCCUCAAGCUCACCGCCUUUGGUUUCUUUGAGUACUUGAGGAAUCCCUACAACAUUUUUGACGGCAUCAUUGUGAUCAUCAGCGUGUGUGAGAUCAUCGGGCAGGCAGACGGCGGCCUGUCGGUGCUGAGGACCUUCAGGCUGCUGAGGGUCAUCAAGCUGGUGCGGUUCAUGCCGGCGCUCAGGCGACAGCUUGUGGUGCUGAUGAAGACCAUGGACAAUGUGGCCACAUUCUGUAUGCUGCUCAUGCUCUUCAUCUUCAUCUUUAGUAUCCUGGGGAUGCACAUAUUUGGCUGUAAGUUCAGUUUGAAGACGGAAGCUGGAGACACGGUUCCUGACAGGAAGAACUUUGACUCCUUGCUUUGGGCCAUAGUCACAGUCUUUCAGAUUCUGACUCAGGAGGACUGGAAUAUGGUGCUGUACAAUGGCAUGGCAUCAACCUCCCCCUGUGCCGCUCUCUACUUUGUAGCACUUAUGACAUUUGGAAACUACGUGCUCUUCAAUUUACUCGUCGCCAUCCUGGUUGAAGGUUUUCAAGCUGAGGGCGAUGCAAACCGCUCCUACUCGGACGAUGACAGGUCCUCCUGUAACUUUGACGAGAAUGAUAAGCAAAAGGACUCCCUGCAUCUGUCAGACCCCAAAAUUUGUACCCUGACCCCUAAUGGACACCUGGACCUGUCCAUGCUGCCCACUGGUCUGUUUCCUGGAGAGAGGCUGACCUUUGCGAUUGGCUCCAGGAAGAACAGCGCCAUUUCUCUUGGCAGGGCGGAUAUAGAGAAGAAGGCUUUUUAUCCAGGUCGGGGUUACCACAACUGGGGCCGCCCUCUUCCUCAGCCUCGCACAAUUUGGGCUCGUCGCUCCAGCUGGGGGAGCCUGGGGGGCCAGCCGUGCUCCUCCUCAUCUCCCUCUGCAAGUCCAGCCUUCAAUCCUACCUCCACAAGACCCUUUUACGGCUGCGACCAGGGCGGGAUAGGUGGAGUGGUUGGGGGAAGCCUCCGCAUCCGCGGGCCCCGCUCCUCCUUGUCGAAUCGGCAUUGGCGCUAUUCACACCCCGAUGAGGAGGAGUCUCUCCUCGCUCCUCAUUCUGUUGCUCCCCACUCGCUCCACGUUCCCCAUCCUGUCCUCCCCGGAUACUUUGCACCCCGGAGAGACCGCAGGGCUCUUUCCCUAGAGCUGCCCCACGUGCUGCAGCUCUCUGCUGGGACAACGCACACGCCUCCACAGACACACCACCCAGUGCCUGCUGUCACACUCCCCGCCCCCCACUGCAAAAAGAGCCUCUCAGGAGAGCUGGUCAUCAAAAGUGGUGGUGAUUUGGAAGCAGUUCACCAAGACUGUAACGGCAGGACGCCACAGUCACACCUUCACCCGCCACCCUCAAAACGCCAGAGUGGGGCUGCAAAUCCCCAAAGUCAUCUGAUGACUGAUGUCUUCCCUCAAGUGAACACGCGCACCAAGGACCGAGAGGACCUGGACGAUGACAUCGAAUAUAGUUUGUGCUUUCGCAUUCAGAAGAUGUUGGAGGCAUACAGGCCAGACUGGUGUGAGACGAGAGAGGACUGGUCUGUUUUCCUGUUUUCCCCUCAGAACAGGUUUAGACAGAUCUGCCAGUCCAUCAUUGCCCAUAAGCUCUUUGAUUAUGUGGUACUGGCCUUCAUCUUCUCCAACUGCAUCACAGUGGCUCUGGAGAGGCCCAAGAUACUACAGGGCAGUUUGGAACGAGUCUUUCUCACCAUAUCCAAUUACAUCUUUACUGCCAUCUUUGUGGGCGAAAUGACUCUCAAGGUGGUUUCCAUGGGUCUAUAUAUGGGCGAACAGGCGUACCUGCGGAGCAGCUGGAACAUUCUGGAUGGAUUUCUGGUUUUUGUGUCUUUGAUCGACAUUGUCGUGUCCAUGGCAGGAGGGGCUAAGAUCCUGGGCGUGCUCAGAGUCCUCAGGUUGCUCCGAACGUUGCGACCCCUCCGAGUGAUCAGCAGAGCUCCAGGACUAAAGUUGGUGGUGGAGACGCUCAUCACUUCACUGAAGCCCAUCGGCAACAUUGUUCUGAUCUGCUGCGCGUUUUUCAUCAUUUUUGGGAUUCUUGGAGUCCAGCUGUUUAAAGGAAAGUUCUUCUAUUGUCUCGGCCCGGAUGUCAAAAACAUUACCAACAAGUCUGACUGUCUACAAGCUAACUAUAAGUGGGUUCACCAUAAGUAUAACUUUGACAAUCUGGGACAGGCUCUGAUGUCCCUGUUUGUCCUGGCCUCCAAGGACGGCUGGGUCAAUAUAAUGUAUCACGGUCUGGAUGCUGUGGGUGUGGAUCAGCAGCCGAUAACCAACAACAAUCCAUGGAUGCUGCUGUACUUCAUCUCCUUCCUCCUCAUCGUUAGCUUUUUUGUCCUCAACAUGUUUGUUGGCGUGGUGGUGGAAAACUUUCAUAAGUGCCGCCAACACCAGGAGGUGGAAGAAGCCAAGAGGCGGGAGGAGAAGCGUCAGCGCCGCAUGGAAAAGAAGAGGAGGAAGGCCCAGAAGCUUCCUUACUAUGCCAGCUAUGGCCAAAUGCGCCUGAUGAUCCACACACUCUGCACAAACCACUAUCUGGACCUCAUCAUCACCUUCAUCAUUUGCAUUAAUGUCAUCACGAUGUCCUUAGAGCACUACAAUCAACCUCAUUCUCUGGAUCUUGCCCUCAAGUACUGCAACUAUUUCUUCACCUCCACUUUUGUCCUGGAAGCUGUCCUCAAACUCAUCGCGUUUGGAUUCCGUCGCUUCUUCAAAGACAGGUGGAACCAGCUGGAUCUGGCCAUCGUGCUCCUGUCAGUGAUGGGGAUCACGCUGGAAGAGAUUGAGAUCAGUGCUGCCCUGCCCAUCAACCCCACUAUCAUCAGGAUCAUGAGGGUCCUAAGAAUAGCGCGAGUACUGAAGCUGCUGAAGAUGGCAACAGGAAUGAGAGCGCUGCUGGAUACAGUCGUCCAAGCCCUGCCUCAGGUGGGUAACCUGGGCCUGCUCUUCAUGCUGCUGUUUUUCAUCUACGCCGCCUUAGGAGUAGAGCUUUUUGGAGAACUUGUUUGCAAUGAAGACUAUCCGUGCGAAGGUAUGAGUCGUCACGCGACCUUCGAGAACUUUGGCAUGGCCUUUCUUACCUUGUUUCAAGUCUCCACGGGCGACAACUGGAACGGCAUUAUGAAGGACACAUUGCGGGAGUGCCCACCAGACCACAACACUGGCGUGGACUAUGCCUGCAAUCCGAGCCUUCAGUUUAUCUCGCCCAUGUACUUUGUCUCCUUUGUGCUCACCGCCCAGUUUGUGCUCAUCAAUGUGGUGGUGGCCGUGCUGAUGAAGCACCUGGACGACUCCAACAAGGAGGCCCAGGAGGAGGCGGAGAUGGAUGCAGAAAUUGAGCUGGAGCUGGCCCAGGGCACCCUCUGUUGCAUGGGCACCCCCAUGUGUGGGGGCGGAGGGGUGGACAAAGGACUGCUAGCUGUUGGAACGGGCCAAGCAGGAGCGGCAGGGAGAAAGGACAAACCGGGGGCCAGAGGAGACAAGGGCGAUGGAGGGAGGAGGGUGCGACACGCCGCGCACCAGGAAACGUACAACUGCUGUGAUUCCAGCCAGACGCUCUACUCACCAGCACAAGAGAGCCAGUGGUUGGACAGCGUAUCUCUCCUAAUCAAGGAUACUUUAGAGGGGGAGAUGCUGAUGAUCGACAACCUGUCCGGUUCUGUUUUCCACCACUACUCCUCUCCUCCACCUGUCUGCAAAGACUGCAAGGGCCACCCACUAGAGCAGAUCAGAAUGGCAGAAAUUGAGCAAGCCUCCCUAAAGUCAGAGCAGCUCUCAGACAAGUCUUCAUCCCCUGCUCUGCCGGACGACCUCAGCCUGGAUGAACACACCUUUCACAUGUUGGCACAAGAGAGCAAGGGGAGGUGCAACAGUGACUCUCGCAGCUCAGAGGAGACCGAUGGUGGAGGAGGAGGCGGUCACGACGGAGACCACCAGGCUCAGAUGGAGGUGCAGGGUCAGGUGCCAGGGUCCUGCUCUGGAACAGAUGCAAGGACGGCUCUGCAGAGGAUGGAAAUGCAAACACACCAGUCGCAUAUGUGCUCGCCUCCCUACAGCCCUGGUGUCAUCUCCGGAAAGGAAGCGAACAAGGAAGGAGAAGCCAGUAGUGUUUCUACUCCCUUCCAUCUGCCUGUAGCGUUCUUCCACUCUGCAGGAACCGCCAUCCCAGUACCCAACCGCAGUAGGAGUCUUCGUUUGUCGAGGGGUACUAGGCUGACCUCUCCAUCUUCGUGGGCUUCGUUCAGCUCCCCUGUAGUCCAAAGAAAGAUGCUUUGUGCACAAUAUCCAUCCCAUAGUGACUCAUCCCUCGCUACUGGAAGCUCUGAAGGCAGCCUUCAGACCACCCUGGAAGAAGGACUGAGCUUCAGUGUCUCCCCACCACGCAACCUGGAUGUGCCCAUAACAACUCCGCUGCUUCCCAUGUGCCCCGUCGCACCACAUGAAGACAGAACUUCCAUCUUCUCUCCACUUCAAUCCAUGAGCCCAAAGCUGAAACCAUCAUCCACUGUCACCCUACUGGCCACUAAAGGUCACCAGCGGAGCCAAAGCAGCGGGAGGGGCAGCACCAGCCCAGGGUACACCCGUGAUGACUCUAUUGACCCCUCAGACGAGGACCUCGGCAUAGGCAUUGGGUCAUCUAUCGGGGGUUGUGGCUCGAGCCAAGCUGGUAACAGUGAACAUUUGUCGGAGGCGUUAAGCAGCUUGUCGCUGACAUCACUGCUGUCGCCCAGCUCCCUUGUGUAUCAGGGAGGGGCCGUGAAGAAGUGCAACAGCACAGGCAGCUUGGACAAAGGGGGGAUGAUGUUGUCUUCCCGUAGCAGGGAGAACCGCAAGGAGAUUAUCGGCCUAGAGCUUAUGGACCCCCAGGGCUUCUUGGCCAACCCCUGGACGGGGGUAUUAGUCGACACAAGAAGAGGAGAAAGAGGAGGGGAAACUGAAGAUGGAGAGCAGGGUUUGAAAGGGAAGAGCUCAAGCCAAACAACCUUGGGGCCCUGUCGAAAAAACAGAUGAAACCUGACGAUCAAUCUUUCCUUGUCUUUCCAUUCCUUGGAACUAACUCCACUGCUGCCCAUCUCAGUCUCUCUGAAGCAGAAGUUUGAUGACUCACGAUGACCCGCGUCCCAAAGCGAACCCUUAACUCUCCUCUUCAGUCUCUUUCUAUACAUUUAUGACAUGCCUGUGCUCUGUUUAUGCUAUCUUGGGCUGUGGUCUUAGCUACAGCUUUGUGGAGACAAAUCACCCUGCAGAGUGAAGGUCCAAGGGCUAAGAAGAGGUCCUUCUACCCUCUUGGGGUUGUAGCUGUGGAUCACGUAUGUGGAAGGCUCUGCUCAAACAGGAAAACCAGGAAGCUUAUUCUUAUCAGGGAGUCGACAGAAGUUCACUUAACAAGGAGUCCUAACGCCGGUCAACUUUAGUUUGUAAGGGGUUCAACAAGGCUGAAAUGAGAGAACAGAAGCACCCGAACAGCUAUCCAUGCCAAUCGAGAAUGUUUUGAUUUGUUGUGUCUCAGAGGCCGGACAGAAAGUCAGUGGGCGGAGGAUCUGCAACGGCAGAAUAUAUCAAGGUGGAAGGGAGGCUGGAAGAGGGGAAGGAAGGUUUUUUUUUUUUUUGUCCUUUGGAUCAAAAAGCAGAAAGCGGAUAUAAUGUCCAUCUGUUCUGGCAGACGGAAACAAUAAGUCCUACUCAUUUUGGCAAAGGACCUCUGCGGAGAUCAGAGUGAAACGCGAGGUGGAGGAGAGCUGCGGAAUGUGUGCCCAUCGCCUGUGACUGUGUACGACAGCACUGUCUCGGGUAUCCAGAGCAUGAAUAAAAUCAUUCUCACCACUGCCCCAUACAUCAGUGUUUUGAAACAGGAGAUAGGUAUUGACUUUGUGCAUCUGUCAACCCGGUCUUCAGCAGGAGCAGAAAAUUAAAAGAAAUUGAUUGACAGUGGAGGUAUAAUUCUGCAUGGAGUGAGUCGUGAAAUUGGUUAUUUUUCUUUCUAUCUUGAGCAUCUCUCGCUCAUGAACGUGAGGAAAUGCGUGUGAAAGAGAGGCCGGCUGAAUGGAGAUAAAUAAACCCUUUCAGAGGGCACAGCUAUGUGGGCAACUUUUUUGACUCACAAACAGUGAGACUUCAAGCACACUCGACUCUACAUCCUCAAGGAUUACAGAUGAAUGGACAAAAUCACUGGUGUUACAAGGGGACCUUGACUGCAUGAUGGGAUUGCAUUUAACCAAGAUUCUUUUUUUUAUCUAUAUACAGAGGUGUAUCAAGAUGUCAAUGUUGGGUGAUAACCAUGUGAUUCCUAUUCAAAUAUUUUUGUAGAAAAGAGAUUAGGCACGUGCAAGUGUUGUCCUUACUUGUCUCAACCCAUGCAGUGUCUUCAACCUGUUGUCUGGGACUUUUUGUCUGCCAGUGGCUUCCAGUUUUUUAACAUUUUUAAAAGAUGGACUAUACAAAACAACAAAGCAAAAAAAGUUCACUCUGACUUUUGUGCGCCGAAGUCAUCGUUCCCUGCAGCACAUUUUCUCAGUGGGAACACCGGUUCCUCAUGGACCUUUUUAUUUUUCCAAGAUGUUGGAGUCAAAGAGAAAUGGGAGCAGCCAUAUCCACUCACGACGUGGGGACACAGCUUACACGUCCACAUGUGCACAAAGAACUUUGUUUGCUUGUAGUCCCCUGGCUGAAAACCAUGAGCAGCAACAAAAGCUUUAUUUUAAUUCUCACAUCAUCAUACAUAUCGAUAAUGGGCACUUUAGUGUUCUUUAAGCAUGGUUGUGGGAUUGCAAUACAGAAUGCUUUUUUUAAAAAGAAAAAAAAUGAAACUUUAAUUUAUUUUCUUGCCCAAUGUGUCACACACAUACAGUAUGUUGUAGCAACACAAAUCUUGUUUUUAAUGUAAACUUAUUUUGGCUUCGCCGCUUGAUGACUUACGCCAUCCAAGAGGGAGACGCUCAUCUUUAAGCCUGAUUCCUAUAAUUAGACUGUUGCAUCCUUAGUGUUUAGAUUAUUUCUCAACAUUGAUUUCUCCGAAAAGAUUGAGAUGAUGUGAGAAAAUGUGAGGGUUUGACCUCGUUGAUCAUGCAAAAUCACUUUUAUGACAAUGUUUUAUUGCGGUCUUUGAUAUGUGUGAGUGAGGCAGCUGUGUGUGUGUGUGCGCGCAUGUGUGUGUCGGUACGAGUGGGUUUUGACUUCAGUUGAAGCAGUUGUCUUUUCCUGAAGUGUCUUGUUUGUCAGUAAGGAUUGCUGAGGUUUAAGAUUGAAGAGGAAAAACACGAAGCAACCAAGGGCUGUUUUAGCUUCAAAGAUAUACCUUUCUAUCUUUCUGAGACAAAUCCUUGUGUCAAUGAAUAUAGCAUCAAAGGUUAAAGCCUGACAACACAGCAAUAAAUGUUCUAAGUGUAUGCCCUAAGUAAA
Messenger RNA from Oryzias melastigma (Indian medaka), 11317 nucleotides. RefSeq names its product calcium voltage-gated channel subunit alpha1 Ia (gene cacna1ia). Gene Ontology annotation, biological process: membrane depolarization during action potential; calcium ion import; calcium ion transmembrane transport. The coding region runs from base 1907 to 8929 and encodes 2340 amino acids. Lineage: Eukaryota; Metazoa; Chordata; Actinopteri; Beloniformes; Adrianichthyidae. Gene Ontology annotation, cellular component: voltage-gated sodium channel complex; voltage-gated calcium channel complex; plasma membrane. The transcript has 37 exons. The record is from RefSeq and is a predicted model, not a curated record. Gene Ontology annotation, molecular function: voltage-gated sodium channel activity; low voltage-gated calcium channel activity.